AUAAUCAGUGCUUUUUUCUGGGGGUACGCAGGGGUACGCAUACCCCUAAACAUUUUGUGAAUCUAAGUUCGGCCUUAUUGAUGGGAAGCAUUUCAAUAUGAGUCAGAAAAUGAGAGUACCCCUAAACAGUUUUUUUAAGAAAAAAAGCACUGAUACUACUACUAAUCUAUUUAUAGCCCGCCCAUCUGGCUGGGUUUCCCCAGCCACUCUGGGUGGCUCCCAACAGAAUUAAAGGCACAAUAAAACAUAAAACAUUAAAAACUUCUCUAAACAGCAUCAGGCUUGGUAGCAUAGCUGCCAAGUUCUCCCUUUUUUACAGGGAUUUUCCCUUAUGCUGAAUAGGCUUCCUCGCAAGAAAAGGGAAAACUUGGCAGCUAUGCUUGGUAGUGGGACCCCUAGAUGCUAAUAAUAAUAGUAAUAAUAAUGUUGCUAUUUGUAUCCCCACCUAUCUGACUGUGUUCAUUUUUAGUUAUUUAUUGAAUUUAUGUACCUCCCUAUACCUGGAGGUUUCAGGGUGGUUCACAGAAAAGAUCAACAUAAAAACCACAAUCUAUAAGAUCAAAAUAAAAACAACCCAGUAACACCCCCCCAAAAAAGAGCCACAUUUUAAAAGGGCAUCAGGUGUGGUUUGCCACAGCCACGCUAUCCAGGCAGGUUCCAGCAGAUAUAAAAACAUAAUAAAAGGGCUGAAAUUUCCAAAGGAAGCCACCCAGACCCCAAAAUAGUUGCCUCCGGCCCUUUUGUGCACAUUUCCUCUUAGGGGGGCAAGAAGGAAGUGGGUUCGUCCCUGUAGUAGACCCCCCCCCUGCCCCAUUCAAUCAAAUGCCUUCCCUUUGGAGGCCUGUCUGUCACCACGCUAGUCGCAGAAUCAUAGAGUUGGAAGGGACCACAUGGGGCCAUCUAGUCCAACCCCCUGCGAUGCAGAACCUUGCUUGCAAAAUGAAAUCUGCUAUAAAUGCAGUAGUAUCAUUUAUGCAAUUUUAGUAAUGUGUGUGAUGGAUUGUAAAUCGUUUCAGUACUUUCUUGGUGGGAAACGAUGUGGAAAACCUAAUAAUUUAAACGGGGGCUUUUGGCAGCAGUGCCUGGAUCCAAAUCCUGGACAAACUGAGGAAAACAAAACAUCUUACAAUUUAUUGGAUUCUUCUUCUGCUGAAAUACAGGCUGAGCUUCCUUCGUAUAGAACUUGGUGAAUUGUGUAAUUAACAGUCUCAUUAACUCCAGAUCCCAUUGACCUGACAGCAGCCGUUCUACCAGACUCCUCCAAUUCAUUUCCCUCUUGUGCCAUGUCUUUUAGAUUGCAAAGGCCUAUUGCUCUUAGUGCCGCUCUGAUCCUGCCAAAGCCCGAUGGCGGAGGAGAUGGCCGAUGGAGACGGCAGCCUGGAGCUGGAUCAGGAGAAAUACGACGCGGAUGAGAACGUGAAGAUUAUCUGCCUUGGGGACAGUGCAGUGGGGAAGUCCAAGUUAAUGGAACGCUUUCUCCUGGAUGGGUUCAAGCCGCACCAGCUCUCCACCUUUGCCCUGACGCUCUACAAGCAUACAGCCACCGUGGAUGGCAAGACGAUCCUCGUGGACUUCUGGGACACGGCUGGGCAGGAACGCUUUCAGAGCAUGCAUGCUUCCUACUACUACAAGGCUCACGCCUGCAUCAUGGUCUUUGACGUCCAGAGAAAGGUCACCUACAAGAACCUCAGCAGUUGGUACAAGGAGCUGCGGGAAUUCCGCCCCCAGAUCCCUUGCAUUGUGGUUGCCAACAAAAUUGACGCUGACAUGAAGGUGACUCAGAAAGGCUUCAGCUUCCCGCGGAAGUUCAACCUACCCUUCUAUUUUGUGUCUGCUGCAGAUGGCACCAAUGUGGUGAAGGUCUUCAACGAUGCCAUCAAGCUGGCUGUGGCCUACAAACAGAAUUCAGAAGACUUUAUGGAUGAAGUCUUGAAGGAACUGGAGAAUUUCGAACUGGAGAAGAAGGGGGAGGACUCGACUGACAAAGAGGAGAACAGCCCAGAAGAAAACCCCCCGUCAACCUGAGGCCAGGGAAUGGGGUGGCCUAGUUCCGCUUCCUCGAGUAGCUAGAGGCGCCCAAUUUGGCAGGGACUUGGGGGUGGGGAGCAGUGGUCCCUGCACAGAGGUGCCAGCCCUCCCUCCAUAAGGGAGGCUACCUGACGGAGAUCAGCUCUGCUCCUCUGGAUCCUUGCGGUGUGGGUGACCAGGCAGAGAACCCGUAGCAGUUCCCUCCCCUUAAGAAUGCUGGGAAGGUGCGGGGGGGAUAUAUGGUUUGGUGGGAGUUGGGAUCACGGGUCCCCCCACCCCACAUUUUGGGGAUCUUCACCCAUGAGCUAUUGUGGAUGGCGUCUGCCUUCAGAAAUAAAUAUUUGAAGGACUUGCGGCAGAGUUUGGAGACCUUUUAUUGCAGGGACGUCCAACUUCUAAGAGACAGCGAUCUACUCAAAUGAUUAAAAUCUGGCAGUGAUCUACCCCUGGGGGGGGUCAGGUCAAAGUUGUUGAGAUUUUUUUAGGGAGGAACAUCCCUUUUGGGGUGGGGGGUUCAAAGGCGCUAAGGAGACAGCCUCGCUUCCGUUCUAGCGAUCUACAGGACGGGGAGGGGCCGGAUGAAGGAGCCAGCAAUCUACCAAAACCUCCAGGGGAUUGACCAGUCGAUCCAGAUCAAGCUGUUGGACACCCCUGUUUUCUUGCGUUCCCCCCCAAAAAGCGAAGGAAGUCAGGUUGGCGUAAGCGAGAAGAGCCCCGCGGCUGGAUCAGAUCUCAGGAGGCAGGGGUGGCCACUAGCCUACACUAGCAGCCAAAACUGGGGGAACCUUUUGGAAAAAGUGUAUUUCCACAGUUUGAUGGCUCAUAACACCACUUUCUUUCGUAGUAAUACCAUAAAAUUAUUUAUCAAUGGAAAGAUAAUUUAAUGAAGAAUGUAAUGUUCAAUUAUCUGUAUUCUAUCAAAUGUUAUAUCCAAAUAACCAGAAAAAGGAAGCACAACUUGCUUAGGUUCAUCCUCGGUUCCCUAAAUUCAUCCUACCCUGACCCAUAAAAGAUCAUUAUUCAGAACAGCUGUUUGCAUGAUCCCCUCAGAAAGAUAGCCUGAUAGAUUUUAGCAAAGAAUAUUGCUAAAUGAGAAAUAUUUUCACGCAUUCUUACGGAAACGUAAGGGCAAAGGAAAUUUAUAGCAUAAAAUAGGUGUAUAUAAAUAUUUACCCAAAAUGGGGGCAGGUGGAGACCCCAAAACCUUCACAUACACAGGAAAAGAAUUAUAAGAAAAUCAAUCGCUGUUAUCAAUACAGUCGUACCUUGGAAGUCAAACAAACUAGUUCUCAAGCGUUUUGGCUUCUGAACGAUCGAAACCCGGAAGUGAGUGUUCCGGUUUUUUAAUGUUCUUCUGGAAGCCAAACGUCCAACAGAGCUUCUGAUUGGCUGCAGGAGCUUCCUGCAGCCAAUCAGAAGCCACACUUUGGUUUUUUAAUGUUGUGUACAUUUCCGGGCACAAUUCAAAUUGUUGGUGCUGACCUUUAAAGUCCUAAAUGGCCUCAGUCCAGUAUACCUGAAGGAGCUUCUCCACCCCCAUCAUUCCGCCUGGACACUGAGGUCCAGCGCCGAGGGCCUUCUGGUGGUUCCCUCGCUCCAAGAAGCCAAGUUACAGGGAAGCAGGCAAAGGGCCUUCUCGGUAGUGGCACCCGCCUUGUGGAACGCCCUCCCACCAGAUGUCAAAAAGAAAAAUAACUACCAGACUUUUAGAAGACAUCUGAAGGCAGCCCUGUUUAGGGAAGCUUUUAAUGUUUGACGGACUAUUGUAUUUUAAUAUUUU
Messenger RNA from Zootoca vivipara (common lizard), 3808 nucleotides. The record is from RefSeq and is a predicted model, not a curated record. NCBI's taxonomy places the organism in Eukaryota, Metazoa, Chordata, Lepidosauria, Squamata, Lacertidae.